Messenger RNA from Capra hircus (goat), 2719 nucleotides. RefSeq names its product EP300 interacting inhibitor of differentiation 3 (gene EID3). Lineage: Eukaryota; Metazoa; Chordata; Mammalia; Artiodactyla; Bovidae. Gene Ontology annotation, cellular component: Smc5-Smc6 complex; nucleus. The coding region runs from base 509 to 1657 and encodes 382 amino acids. Gene Ontology annotation, biological process: DNA repair. The record is from RefSeq and is a predicted model, not a curated record. The transcript has a single exon.
UUGCAAGUGAACCUUGGGAGUUCAGUCUUUCUGCAAUGGAGACAGUGCAGGCCGCGAUCCUUGGCUUUGUUAGCAGUUUGUAAUUUAGCCAGAUUUUAUUUUUUAAAACAAAAAACACCACCCCCCACCCCGCCCCAUCUUUUAAUGACAGUAUGCUGCAGUAUGUGACAGCCAAUGUUUUAAAGUACGGUACGUUUAGUCUCCUCAUAGUUUUGUCGUUAGAUUUUGCAAGCGUUUCUUUAAAAGCUAGAUGACACUGUCAGUAAACGCCAAAAUAACGGCCGUCGCUUGAACCAACCGGUAUUACUUCAGUGUGACGCCAGGAGCCGGUUCUCGCCGGCGUUCUACGCGGGCGGGGGGACGCUUAUUCGCUAACUGAGAGGGGCGGGGCCGCUAGGCCGCCGCUAGUGCGCAUGCGUAGCGUCUUCCGCCCUGGGUGACCCCGGCAGUUUCCGCUGUUGGCCGAAACGUCGCGAAGACCGUUACCUGAGUGCCACCCGCCGCCGCCAUGGCCGAUGAAAAUGAUUCCCUGAGGGAAGCCGACGAGACUAGAGCGCAGCCGGUGGUGACCAUGCCCAGUAGUGCGUACUUUCUGAAGCAGGUGGAAGAGGAGGAGGAGGAGGAAUCUUUGAAGGUGGAAGUGGCAGCGGCGUCUGACGACGAAUCUGAUACUUCCUCUGACGACGAAUCUGAUACCUCCUCUGACGACCUGAGCUGGGGGAAGGCCGACAUCGACCCCAGCCUGCUGGAGCGGGUGGAUGAGGAGAAAUGCCGGAGUAUCCGCAAGCAGUACCGGCAGCUCAUCUAUACCGUCCAGCAGAACCGUGACGACAUCGUGAACACGACGAGCGACACCUUAACCGAGGCUCUCGAGGAAGCCAAUGUCCUGUUUGAUGCAGUGAGUCGAACAAGAGAAGCGGCUCUCGACGCUCAGUUUCUUGUUUUGGCUUCUGAUUUGGGUAAAGAAAAAGCAAAACAGCUGAACUCUGACAUGAGCUUUUUUAAUCAGGUGGCAUUUUGUGACUUUCUGUUUAUAUUUGUGGGUCUAAAUUGGAUGGAAGAUGACGGACGUGAUCCGUUGAAUAACUGUGACGAUAACAUAGCUCUUUCCUUCUGGGAGACAGUACAGAAGGAAGCGACAUCGUGGAUGUUACAAGCUGAAACAUUCCACUUUCUUUUUGGUUCGUUCAAACCAGAGUCUGCGGCGCGAAAGCCGCGACUUAAUCACCGGAGAAAAGUUCAGAAAAUGGAAGAGAAUGGGGAUAUGCCUACAAAGCUGAGGAAGCUGGAUCUGAGUGGUAAUCAAGAAGCCACAGAAAAAGAAGUAGAAAGAAUCUUGGGAUUGUUGCAAACGUACUUUCGAAAGUAUCCUGAUACUCCUGUGUCUUAUUUUGAGUUUGUGAUUGAUCCAAACUCUUUCUCUCGUACUGUGGAGAAUAUAUUUUACGUUUCUUUCAUUAUAAGGGAUGGUUUUGCAAGAAUAAGGCUUGACCAAGACAGGCUGCCAAUAUUGGAGCCAAUUAAUAUUAAUCUAGCUGGUGAGGGAAAUGAUCCCAGUUUCCACAGCAGGAAACAGGGAGUUAUAUCUUUGAGUUUACAAGACUGGAAAAAUAUUGUGGCAACUUUCGAAAUUUCAGAGGCUAUGAUCACAAACUAAAGAUUUUUGUUCUUAGUAUAGGAUGCAGUUUUGUUUAUUUUCUAAAGCAUAACAUAGUGGAGAGUAAAAUCCAAACAGAAGCACAUACUGUAUUUCUUGUGAAAAAUAUUUUCAAGAAAAUAAGUUGUUUUACUGUGCGUUGUAUUUUUCUUGGUAGUUUUAUAAAGUUGUCAUGACCUUCUGUUGCUUAACAAAUUCACUGGUGUAUUCAUGCGAAAGAUUUUUUGACUGCUCCAUAAGACUUUAUUAGUAAAAACUGAAUUCCAUAAAAUAAAAGGUGUUUAAUAACUUUUAAAAAAUGAAUUAUGAUGCUCUGUGAUACUACAUUGCUUUCUCUGCUACAGGGAACCAAGGGAAUCCCAUAUGGGGCUCUUGACCAGGUUGGGGGAAAGAAUGGGUAAACAAAAAAUGGUCAAGAAAGACGGUAGGGCAGUGCCUAAGUCAUGUUAAUACCGUAAAAAAUUCAGAUGCUAUGCUUCAUUUCAAAGACGACUCACAAGAUUAAUGAGUGGGUGUCCUUGUUCUAAAUAAUUUCUACUGUGAUGUGGGCUUAACAAGUAGACUGUCUACUGUAAUAGGUGAGCCAUCAACUAAGUACUGAAAGGUGAGUAGGAAUUGAUCAGAGAUCGGGAGGGGAAAUAUGGAGGGUCAAAUAUGUGGAAUUGUGAGAAGUUAUGGCUCCAGAGAAAUCUAUGUUUCUUUUGGAAAACUAUUCUAUCUGAAUGUUAUACUAGGCAAAAAUUGAUUUACCACAUCUGUUAGUGCCCUCUCUUUGUUAGAUUAUUUCAAACACAAAAUCUUUUAACAUCCAGUUACAAUUUUUAUAUGCUUGUUUUGUUUCUUCUCUGGCCCCUAGUUUCCCUUUGUAAUUUCUGCUAGUACACAGAGUGUUCCUCAGAAUUGGUGAUGUUUCAUUAUGUACUGGCCUUGAAUAUUUGUUCCCAACUCAAUUUUGAUUUCUUAAUAGGACUUUGAAUGCCUGGAAACUCUACCUGUGUAAAUUGAAAUAUCAGUAUAUGAUUAAUUUAUCCAAAUUUCCUUCAUUUCCUAUAAAGCUCUAAA